Messenger RNA from Uranotaenia lowii, 2177 nucleotides. RefSeq lists its product as uncharacterized. The transcript has 3 exons. NCBI's taxonomy places the organism in Eukaryota, Metazoa, Arthropoda, Insecta, Diptera, Culicidae. The record is from RefSeq and is a predicted model, not a curated record. Bases 25 to 1968 code for a protein of 647 amino acids.
CUGGUUAACCCAGUCGGGGAAGAAAUGCGUCUUCGGAUGUACCGUUGCUCGAACCUUUACUUCUACGUUGCCUUUGGGCUGAUACUAUCAGCUAAAUGGAUUUUCGCCCAAAACAUGCUCACCAAUCGGUUGAUAAUGAACGGGUUCAUCUUUCCGUCAACCGUUACGGUGGCCGUGGGAGAAAUUGUGCAUCUGAAGAUUCUCGUUACCAUGAAUGAAAACGAUCGCUGUUUCUAUAGGAUGCCCGGGUCUGCCGAUGAUAUCGAUGUCCACGAUGCGGGGAAUACCUUCAGGAUCUCUCGAGCAACUAAUCAGACGCGAUCUCGCCUGCAGCAGACUGAGGAGCAGCAAUCAGGAGUGCCGCGAAACGGGAACGAUAACGAAUGUGGUAUCAACAUUCACAACGUCAACCGUGAUGAUGCGGGAUUCUGGCGUCUCACUUUAAUACGUGAAUCCACCCUGAUUCGGGGAGUGUCCAUGGUGAACGUGAUCGAUGUUCCAACCAUUCCGGACACCAGUGAUCGUGAUUCGAUAACCGAGCUGGAUGAGAUCACUCCCGAGGGUACCGAUUAUUGUUACAUGCUGCGAGACUCCGGAAGCCAGAACCGUGACGUGCCGAUGUACGAGACGUGUAUGCUGCAGGCGUCGGGUUUGGAUCCUACCGGAAAUGGACACUGGAACGUGAUAGCCGGGGUCCAGGGACACAUGCGGGAAAUAAAUUUCGCCAUCAAUAUAGAACAGAAGGACGAACAAAUUCUGACCUCGGUGAACCAUGGGCCGGACUACCAGGUGCUGAUGUGCAACCUGCGCUACUCCCAGCUAAGGAUGAAAUUUUGCCGUUUUCUCCGGCUGGCUGACAAUCUGGGCUUCAACAUGCUGGAAGGGGUAGGCUGGGAUCGAUACCGCUACUAUGGGGAUGGUUUUGGUACCGGCAAUUGUGGGCUGGAAAUCGAAGAACCGGACACGGUCGAUAGAGGCCUGUGGAAGUGUGUGAUUGGAUAUGGCGACGAGUCAAUUAUGAAGGUUUCGGGGGCUAUUCUGGACAGUAGCGAGACGGAUCAGGAACUGGCGAUUAUCGAAGCGGGUGAUGUGAAUGCUUUGAAAGGGACGGAAAUGACCUUACGGUGUAAUGCUAACAAACCGUUGGAUUACUGCUGGUUUAGAGAUCCGGAAGGGAUGAUCUACUCAGUGUCGGAACAUUUGGAACAGGAUGACGACCUAAAAUAUUGGUACAGUGGAGUGGCCUUGUCGAUGGGGGAUUGUGGCAUGAGGGUGAGAGUGAUUUCUGAAGAGGUAGCAGGGCAAUGGAGUUGUCACGUGGGAAGUUCGGCACACUCGGCUCUGGAGGUUUCCCGCACAAUACAAGUAAGGGUUAGCGAGUCCCAAAUCAUUGGUUCCACGGACAGGGUCGAAACAAGCUUAGACACAGCGUUGUCUAUCGAAUGCAGUUCGAUUCCUGCCAAUACGCCGUUGCAGUAUUGCCGCUUUGUUUCUCCUUCUGGUGAUGCUUUCAGUUUGAACGAAGGGAUUACCUCGGACAACGCUAUCUUGGGUAAUUAUUACUCCAAUCCAGCGCAUGAUCCGAAGAAAGGGUUUUGUUCAGUUAUAAUUAGGAAUGUGCGUACCGCAGACAUUGGUCUUUGGAUUUGUGCUGGUAAAAUUGCUGGUCACACUAUGGAACAUUAUUCGGUGAUAGAAGUGGCGCUUCCGCAGAUUUCAACAGAACUAACUACAGCUUCGAUCAUCGGCAUGGCCAUUGGAGGUGCUGCCUUACUCUUGAUUGGUUUAAGUUUGGGAUAUUACAAUUUCAGGCGUCGAAUGAAAAAUGAAGUGUCCGCGGUCAAUAGAGAAAUCGAAAUGUCAGAGAGAGCUGCCGAGCAUUCCAGAUACAGUAUCGCAAGUAGAACAAGUGACUCUAGUCACGAUAGUCGAAACAGUGAUAUUCAACUACGAGCGACAGCCAACUAGAUAAUUCUGGUUUCGACGACAAAUAUAAGUUUAUUAAAUACUCAUUGAGCCAAAAAAUUGAAAACAUAAGUAAAGAGGUUACUUACAGUGUAAUACUAUCUUUUCGCAUUUGUAUGUUACGAAAUAGGCAUAAGUCAGACAUCGCAAACUGCCUACCAGAGGCUGUAUUCAGAUCAUAUAAUCUGGAAAAGAAAAAGGAUUAUUUAAAU